GAACUUUUCAGUUGCUUGUUAGAUCGAAACGACCGUGGACGUGCGCUUAGAAGCUUAACAUUAUUCUGUUACAAAAUAUUAAUUCAUCGCGACUUCGAUAGUAACAGCAUUUUUGUAUACGAUUCAGACAACUGACAACAUAGUUUUCAAUUUAUAAAAUUUUAUUAAAGUUGUGCGAAAAAAAAAUAGUUAUUAGAAGUGUGGAAUUUUUAAUUAGAAUUUUACAGCCUUGAUUUGAAUUCUUAGUACUGAGUAUUGGUUUUGAACUUUCAAGUUGUCCGUUUUUAUUUUCGUUCUACAUCAUCGACAAUUAAUUUUAUUAUUUUGCUAAAUUAAUCGAACGUGUCGUGUCUUACAUUAAAUAAUUGUUUUUUGUGUCACGCUAUUGAAAUACAAAAAAACGACAAUGAAUUUCGGAUUGGGCGAACUGUCAGCUAGUGAGCUAAACGCUGCUAUUGACGAUACAAAUUUUCCGAAAAAUAACAACAAUGUUGAAAAUGGGAAAAAGAAAGAAAAUGACGAUGGGGCUAAUGGUGUGAUCAGACCAUUCAGAAAUGGUUCGUCUAAGCGUGAUGUACCGUCACCGUUGAAUGGAACCGUUUUUAGCGACAAUUAUUCGGACGUACCUAGCACUCCGAAAACUCCUAGGACAACCACAACUCCUGGCCAUGAGAACUGUACAUUCCACCAUGAUUUGGAAUUGGACCAUAAACCACCAACCAGGGAAGCAUUGCUUCCUGAAAUGGCCAAAUCCUAUCGGUCAUUAUUGAGUGGAUUGGGUGAGGAUCCUGAUCGACAAGGAUUAUUAAAAACGCCUGAACGAGCUGCUAAGGCAAUGCUGUUCUUCACAAAGGGAUACGAUCAAAGUCUUGAAGAGGCUAUAAACGGUGCUAUUUUUGACGAAGACCACGAUGAAAUGGUUGUCGUUAAAGACAUUGAAAUGUUCUCAAUGUGUGAGCAUCAUUUGGUACCAUUUUUUGGAAAAAUUUCGAUUGGCUAUUUACCGUCAAAGAAGAUUCUUGGUUUGAGCAAGCUGGCAAGGAUCGUUGAAAUCUACUCGAGACGUCUUCAAGUUCAAGAGAGAUUGACCAAGCAGAUAGCUGUGGCCGUCACACAAGCUGUUCAACCUGCAGGUGUUGCCGUUGUUGUCGAAGCAAGCCAUAUGUGCAUGGUAAUGCGAGGUGUUCAAAAAAUUAACAGUAAAACCGUUACAUCCACAAUGCUUGGCGUGUUUCGUGAUGAUCAGAAAACACGAGAGGAAUUUUUGAAUUUGGUCAACACUAAGUAGAGAGGACGUAUUGUAAUGGAGAUUGGAGAUGAGGUGCUUGCAUAUGACUAAAACACUGUAGUGAACAUUUUACCAUUUGUUGAAUUUUAUGAUUGUGACCAGACAUUAUUAUUGAUGGGACCAAAGUGAAUGUAUUGUAAACAAAAAUAUAUAUAUAUUUACAUUUUAUGAAGCAUGUUAUCGUAAUUUUAAAGCAAAGUUUUACAAAGCUCUCUAUUUUUUGAAGUAAAUGAAAAAAAUAUUUUUAUAGAAAAAAAAUGUUUUAACGGAAAGACAUAGAAAAAAAAACUUUUAAAAAGUGUUCAUCACCAUAGGCAGUAAUAGCAUUUUGUGAAAUGGUGCAGGAGAUUUAUUUAUGAAAAUUGUCCAUUUACCUUAUUAAGUUUCUGAAAUUCGAUAUUUUGUUGAGAACUAAAUUAAAUUAAAAAAUUCAGAUAUGAAGUUGAAGCGAAAAACUCUUCAAAUCCGUAAAUUAAUCAGGAUAUUUGUUUCCGAUUUUUCUGUUACAAUCAGUAAAGAGUGAAAAUGGCAUUAAAUCAAAAAACAUGCGAUUAGUUUAUCGUUAUUACAAACUAGUGUUCUAGACACCUAAAAACUAACAACUUUUAAUAAAUUCACAACGAAUGAAUGAUAAUGGGACCAAAAUAUGUUUUAAAAGAAAUGUAUUAUAUGAAAACUCUGUAAUAAAUAAAUGUAUAAUGUGUAUACCUACUUAAAAUGACAAUAAAACAGUCACAAUAAAAA
Bradysia coprophila is the source of this 2032-nucleotide messenger RNA. RefSeq names its product GTP cyclohydrolase punch (gene Pu). Gene Ontology annotation, molecular function: zinc ion binding; GTP cyclohydrolase I activity; GTP binding. Gene Ontology annotation, biological process: tetrahydrobiopterin biosynthetic process; tetrahydrofolate biosynthetic process. Lineage: Eukaryota; Metazoa; Arthropoda; Insecta; Diptera; Sciaridae. Gene Ontology annotation, cellular component: cytoplasm. The record is from RefSeq and is a predicted model, not a curated record.